Entelurus aequoreus (snake pipefish) is the source of this 3695-nucleotide messenger RNA. Its product is annotated as zinc finger protein 316-like. Gene Ontology annotation, cellular component: nucleus. The transcript is spliced from 3 exons. NCBI's taxonomy places the organism in Eukaryota, Metazoa, Chordata, Actinopteri, Syngnathiformes, Syngnathidae. The record is from RefSeq and is a predicted model, not a curated record. The coding region runs from base 486 to 2069 and encodes 527 amino acids.
AACAAAAUGGCGUUUGGUAGGAGACGACGUUACUGGGGUUUGUUAUAGUGCUUUUUUUUCAUAAACAGCGCGUACACGUACACAUAUGUGCUUUUUGAUAAGAGUAAACGUCGUUAAUAAUUGUUUAGGUCUGGAUAUGUUAGUUUAAGCGCACCUCGUUGCUGCCCGUACUAGCUUAACUUGCUAGUUAGCUUAGCUAGUUAGCUGCUAACGAAUAGACGCGGUUUUAUCAACACAUCGCUAAGCAGAGAUCAAGUGUGAUUGUGUGAAAAGGUGCGAAAUAACGAAAGCAGAGUACGAGGAGGAACUUUGUCCAACAAAAGAGGAGAAGGAGCGACAACAUCUAGUUUUUGUUGGCGCGCUAAUUAGCUUAGCGUGCUAGUUAGCUUAGCUUGUUAGCUGCUAACAAAGAGAGGCGGAAGUGAUCAAAACACAUCGCUAAGCAGAGAUCAAGUGUGAGUGUAAAGUGUUGUGAUUGUGUGAAAAUGUGGGAAAGAACGACAGCAGAGUACGAGGAGGAACUUUCUGGAACCAAACUACUGGACGCUGUUGCUAAGAAACAUCAAGUUGUGUCACACAGAACAGACGUCCAGCAGACCCCCCACAUUAAAGAGGAAGAGGAGGAAGUGUGGAUCACCCAGGUGGGAGAGUGUCUUCCAGGGCAGGAGGAGGCUGAUCUCACCAAGUUUCCACUGACUGUUGUCUCUGUGAAGACCGAAGAGCAUGAAGACAAACCACCUGAGUCCUCACAGCGUCAUCACAGUCCAAACGUCUGGGAAGAACAUCUUCUCCCUGAGCAGCAAGGGCGGCGCUUCAGGAUGGAGCAGGAGGGGCCACAGCCCUCCCGCAUCAAAGAGGAAGAUGAGGCGCCACAGUCCCUGCACAUUAAAGAGGAAGAAGAGAGCCCACUGACCCCCCACGUUAAAGUAGAAGAGGAGGCCCCGCAGCCCCCUCACAUUAAAGACGAAGAGGAGGAACACAGCAUCAGUCAGGAGUUCCCAGUGAUUGUUGUCACUCAACUUGUUGUUGAGCAUCUUGAAGGACUGGAGGAGGUUGAUGUCACCAAGAUGCCAGUGACUGGUGUGACUGUGAAGAGUGAAGAUGAUGAUGAACAUCUUCCUGAGCAGCAGAAGUGGAGCUUCAGGAUGGCGACGGAGGAGCCACAUCCCUCCCACAUUAAGGAGGAAGAUGCGGAGCUACAGACCCUGCACAUUAAAAAGGAAGAGGAGGAACACAGCAUCAGUCAGGAGGGAGAGCAUCUUGAAUGUUUGGAGGAGUUCCCAGUGACUGGUGUCCCUGUGAAGAGUGAAGGUGAUGAGGUCAAAGGUGAAAGUGAGGAGAAGAGAGAGGCGGAGCCUCCAAGCAGCAGCUCAACUCAACACAUGACAACAGAAGCUGAUGGAGACCACUGUGGAGGAUCACAAGCAGACAAGCUCUUAGCUCCACUAUCAGAUAGUGAGGACACAACGUCACACUCUCCUGACACUGAUGAUGAACACUCUAAAGAUGAUAAGACACGUCACACUGACAACACACGCGUCAAAUGUUCCCACUGUGACAAAAACUUUAGAUACCCGUGUCAUCUGAAAAUACACAUGAGAAAACACCUGCGAAAACACACCAAAGAAAGACCAUUCGCGUGCUCAGUUUGCAGUGGGAGAUUCACUACGAAGUCCAGUUUGGAAACGCACAAAUCGGUGCACACUGGAGAAAAACCUUUUAUCUGUUCAGUCUGCUCGAAGGGUUUUAGACUGAGAAAUGAGUGGAAAUUACACACGAAGAUGCACACAAGAGAGAAAGUGUUUAGUUGCAGUGCGUGUGGUGAAAGAUUCUUUACCAAGGGUAUGAGACACAAGUGUGCUGGUAAAAACAGCCGCAGUAGGGGGGGCAACGUGGCUCGGAUACUACCGCGGCCGUGCCAGCCGACCCAGGGUUGCUGGUUCGUAACAAGCUUCCGUCAUCCGAGUCACGGCUGUAGUGUCCUUCUUCCCAGUGCCCCAACUAUGUACGCAACCGCUGGGCCCCUGAUGCUCUCAGUGUCGGGGGUGAACUCGUCCUCUUGCCGGUGAAACUAAAAGCUCCAGUCCAUGAGGAGGACCUGAUGUUUAAUUUGCUCAACAGCAUCAGCAGAUGACAUUUGUUCGAGACUUUUUCUGUGACAUUCUAACACCAUGUAACACGUGUGACAUCAUUGUUGUGUGUCUAACACAAGCUUGGUACUAUACUUCUAACAUUUAUAGCAGUGGUGGGCCGGUUAAAGAUAAAAGUAUUGUUUUAUUGACUUUCCCUAAAUAUCAAAGUAUUCAUAUUCUCUUCAUGUCAUAUUAUGCUCCUUCCAGUGCUGUUGUUUAUAGGUUAGAGUUGUUGUCCAAUCAGAAUUCUGCUAGCUUAUGUUGCCAUGCUCUAUGAAAUCUACCCGAGGCCUUCAGAAUCAACAAUGUCUGUGCACUGUCGGUGAACGGACACAAACAUUUGACGGACAGUUGCGACAGCCAAUCAGAUCACGAGUUGUCAGUAAGACCUUCUACACUAUAUUGCCAAAAGUAUUUGGCCACCCAUCCAAAUGAGGUGUCCUAAUCACUUGGCCCGGUGUAUCAAAUCCAGCACUUAGGCAUGGAGACUGUUUCUACAAACGUGUGAAAGAAUGGGCCGCUCUCAGUGAUUUCCAGCGUGGAACUGUCACAGGAUUCCACCUGUGCAACAAAUCCAGUCGUGAAAUGUCCUCGCUCCUAAAUAUUCCCAAGUCAACUUUAUUACAAGAAAAGUGAAGAGUUUGGGAACAACAGCAACUCAGCCAAGAAGGGACAGAGAGGGGCCAGCGGAUGCUGAAGCGCAUAGUGCACAGUCAGUUGCUACAGAGCUCCAAACUUCAUGUACCCUUCCAGUUAGCCCACGUACAGUACGCAGAGAGCUUCAUGGAAUGGGUUUCCAUGGCCGGGCAGCUGCAUCUAAGCCAUACAUCACCAAGUCAUCACUUUUUCCAUCUGGCAAUCUGAUGGACCAGUCUGGGUUCGGAGGUUGCCAGGAGAACGUGACAUUUCAGACUGCAUCGUGCCGAGUGUGAAAUUUGGUGGAGGAGGAAUUAUUGGUUGGUUUUUCAGGAGUUGGGCUUGGCCCCUUGGUUCCAGUGAAAGGAACUUUGAAUGCUCCAGGAUACCAAAACAUUUUGGACAAUUCCCUGGGAUGGCACUUCAAGUUCAUAUGUGAGUAAGGGCAGGUGGCCGAAUACUUUUGGCAAUAUAGUGUAUAUUGUGAUGUUAUGACCUAGGCAACUUAAGAACUACAUUACCCAGCAUGCCACAGUGGUGAAGAGCAUGCGCAGUAGCCCCAUUUAGCUGUAGAUGUUUUUGAUGAGCACGCUGUGGAGUAAACUUUUAAGACAACACGCCUGGUCUGCAUCUUUUAUGAUUAGACUAGACAACACAUCUAUUUGCAAGGCCAUUUUCAAGAAGGAUAUUUAAAGAGAAACCACAUCUUGUGAGACCAUGUCGGCCAACCCCGGAAGCUCGGAUGGGGUUCUACAAAUUGUGAGUUCAGAUAUUGUAUUUCUUAAUUUUUUCACGUUCAAUAUGUUUUUUGCAUUUUUAAUUUUGACAGUACCACAUAAGAUGUGUUUUAAUUGCUGAUGCGGGUUUAUUGACUUUUAAAUGUGCCAGAAAACAACCCGUUUUGUACACUGUUGAUGUGUUCAAUGC